AUGCCAGGCGCAAAGAAAGGACCCGCGGCCGUGGCCGGACCACGCAGAGAUGUGCUGGCCUCGCUGCGCAUGGCAUCAAUGGAGGAUAUCUCCAGAGCGGCUCUCCCAGCAGAGAUCGUAUCCUCGAUCCUCGACCACGUCAGCCCCGUUGAUCUGAUCCGAGCAGCACGGUCAUGCAAGCUUAUGCACGAGAUGGCGUACGAUGACACGCGAUGGGUACACCGGUUGAAAAGGAUUGGAUGCUGGGACGAAGCAGAUGCGAGAAAGCACGCCGAAGUGCUCUUUGGAACGGUCGCCAACAUGGAAGCUGUCGAACAGCAAGAGGAGGCGGAAAUAGGCGAUGGGUCGGUCCCAGCUGUCACUAUCGGCGACGACCCUUCCAACGAACUGAACAAAAUGUCCGAUGGAUUUGAUAAGAUUGAGUUGGUGAAUACAUCAGCGCAGUCUAAUAUGCUGGACGAUCUCAACAGCGAUCCUAGCUUGGUGGGCCUGAAACAGGUCAGAUCAAUCCGGGGCGAGGCUCGUCAGGAAUACGGCAAGCUCCAUGCGGCACUGGCACCUUUCUACGAGGACAUUGCGCGGAACGGACCUUCGGCCGAGAAUCUCGUGUUCACCAAAUACCAGGAUCCUCAGGCCCAAGCCCAGCUAUUGGCUCAGUUGCUUUCGUUCGCGAAAUCAGAUAUAGAGCAAGGAUGGGAGCAGCGACUAGAACACCUACAGGGUACCGUCUCUCUGUUUGAAACUGCUGCAUUGAAGGAGUUCCGCGAAGGAUACGAAUCCGAAGAUGUUGAUGGGACAAUGCGAAAAUAUGCCCAUAUUCUAUGGACGCUCAACGGUGGACAAUCUGCCGUCGAUAUCUUCAUCCACCACAAUCACAUCAUGACACGGAAAUCCGAACUAGGGAAUGUUGCUGAUUGUAUCGAUGGACAGGCUGGUACAGUCAAGAUGGAACAGACCCAGGCAUUCUUCACACGUUUCAGUGUCGCUUUCAACGAUGAGAUUUCCAUCAUGAACCGUGUGUUCCCUUCCAACCUAGAUAUUUCAUCUGCCUUUAUGGAAAAAGUCGGACAAGAUGUGCUGUCUCCUUUCCUCACAGCAAUAUUCGACGAGCUGCAUCGUUCCAGCAUUGGAUCAUAUCUCACUGCAAUCUCAGCGACUUUUGUGCAAUGCAUGAACCUAUCGGAAGCUUUGCUUCCCACAAAAACCUCCGAUGCCAAAUUUGACGAGUAUCUUGACAACGUCGUCAUCAAAAUCUACGAGCCACACAUUGACUUAUACUUGGCAGAGGAGCUGGAUCAUUUCAAGAAAACAUGCGAAGCCACCGUAAGGGACUGGGACCGGCAGCUUUCUGAGCAAGCAGCGUCCACCGAGUCUUUCUUGAUGUCCAACGUCAACCGUCAAGCCGACAAACGGGAUUUCCUGACAUCAUUCAAAAAGGUUAUCAUGAUGCCUGUAAAUAUCCUCCCGAGCUUUUCAAGCACGAAAACAGAGGAAGCCAAGCCGGAGACGGAAUUCAGCAGUGACAAUCCGUUCCAAGCACCCAAGAGUCCCAAUCGUUUCUCCACGAUAUCUUCACCUGCCCCUGUGGCCGUUGAAGAGGUUCCAACCACAGAGCUGGCAGCAAAGGCGGCCAUCAUGAAAGUGAAGAUGGAGGGUAUCCGAUCAUUGUUCAGCAUUGAGAUUGCUCUUGGAUUAGUCCAUGCCGCCAAGGCCAGCCUGGAAAGAGCCGCUCAGUUUGUACGAUUGGGUGGCGAGCUUGCUCUCGCAGCAAAACAACAGUGUGAGGCAAUCUUUGUGACCAUGCUUCGCAUUUUGGGACACCAGCACGUAAUUGUUGGCUUCGACAAAGCCGUCAGCCACCUCUCCAACUACCGACCACGCGAACAAGGGGAACGUGACCAAUCUGGCGUCGAACCACUAGUCACAUUUUUGGAACUGGUCAACGUUGGCGAUCUGAUCCUUCAGAUGAUGGACGUCUUCUACGAACAGGAGUUGAUCGGCACAAGAUUGACCGAUCGAAAUGAUUUCUUGGACCCAGCAAACAAGGAGAAGAAGAAAUUCGAACAGAUGCUCGACGAGCGCGUCGCCGCUGGCUUGAACAAGGGAAUUGACGUUCUCAUGGAAGAGGUGGAUUACAUUCUAGCAACACGCCAGCUAGCCACCGACUUCAACCCAGGCGUCUCUUCAGACCCACACCGCCAGACCAUGGAUGUCGGCGUCAGUGAAGUCGCCACCGCCGUGGUCGAUGUAGUUUCCUCGCACACACAGAUGCUAGUAGGAAGCACAGAUAAGAGUACACUGGACGUCUUCAACCAGGAGGUCGGUCUUCGUCUCUUCACUGCCCUCUGCAAACACCUCAAGCGCCAGCGCGUGAGUGUAGAGGGUUCACUCAAGUUGAUCAGUGACAUGAACCACUACUUCAAGUACAUCCAGACCCUGCGCAACACCGAGCUUCUCCUGUACUUCACGGCAUUCCGUGAACUUGUGCAGAUAUACCUGGUUGACCCAUCUGACGCCAAAGAGCUGGCGAAUCUCAUCGCCGAUGCGGAUCGGUUCCAUGGGAUCUGGCGUGUGGAAGAGGUGAUUGAAUUUGCGGAGCGCCGGGCUGACUGGUAUCAGGUCAAGCGUGAUGUUGAACGAGCUAUGUAUGGCAUUGGGUGCAAUGUCAUGUAA
This is a messenger RNA of Penicillium salamii, 2673 nucleotides long. The record is from the annotation of a GenBank genome assembly. NCBI's taxonomy places the organism in Eukaryota, Fungi, Ascomycota, Eurotiomycetes, Eurotiales, Aspergillaceae.